GCCAUCGUCAGGUGUUGCGCUUCUCUCCAAGUUGGCUAGUUACUCUUGGAAGGACAACUUUACUUUUUAUUUGUUCCAGUUUUAAUUUCAUGAGUAUGAUGUCAGAUGGUGGACGAAAAGAACGCAAGAUGAGAAUAUCUUUUUCCACAUACACAAACAGCCAUUUCAACUUAGUAAUUUGGAAAUGGAAGAGUGGUGGAAGCAGAUUCACCCAGUAACUUUGCAAAGGAAUUCGGGUAUUAUGAAGAAAAUAUAGUAUACUGCGUUGGUCUUCACAGUAGGGGACACGAAUAACAUGCCAGUGAUUGACAAGGAGCUGAAGUGCUACCCAUUACUGUAAUGGAUCUGUGGGACAGAAUGAAAAAAGGCAAAAAAUGUUUAGGGAGGAAACAGUGAAGAUUGACGGUAGUCGCAAGUGAACUGCAGUUUGAUGAAUACGUGAGUCGGUGAUUGAAGCCGCUGCGGGAUUAUCAUCCGAACCUACACCUGCCAAUGUGAGUGUUUCCUUUCGUGGUGCACAGAUCUACAAGAUGGGCUUGAAAAUCUUGCUUUUUGUGCCUAACAUUAUUGGUUAUAUAAGGAUACUCCUUCUGCUGGUUUGCUGGUGGACUUUCAAUUAUCCUACAGUGUUUUUUCCCUGUUACGUGAUUUUUAUUAUACUUGAUGGGCUUGAUGGAUAUGCAGCGCGGCAGUUAAAUCAGGUUUCUGAAUUUGGAGCUUGGUUUGAUGUUGCUAUUGACAACUUUGGGCGUACAAUGUUGUGGUGCUUGCUCUUUAAGUGGGGACAUUUUAUAAGUAGCUUAGAGUGGUGUGUUUUUGUAUGUACACACAAUUCCAUGGGAGCAGACUGGAAGAACAAGUUUGGUGAAGGUCCUUGGUGGGUUCGGAAAACAAUGGCAAAUGGUUUUAAAACUCCUGUAGGAGCAUUUGCUAUCUUUGGAUUACACGUACUUCCAAUUUGGCUGUAUGGUUACUAUAAUCAAAUUCUAUCAGCAACAUUUUUGAUGCCUCUUACAAUGCAAUGGCUUAUCAUUGCAUUUCUUGUUGCUGGAAGACUUCUAUGUAUGGCAGUGGAGUUCUGGUGUAUAUUUAUUCACAUUCUGUACCUCGUACGAAAUGAAAAGCAAACCAAAGAAAAGUAAUGGACUGAUUUGCAAAGAUACCUAAAGCAAUAUUUCCAGGUUCAGGUAAUUGAUUCCUGCAACAUAAAGUUCCACUACAAGUUGAUUGUGGAACAUUUUUGCAAUUUAGUGCACCUCGAGAGGAUUUCUCCUUUUGUGCAGGAUUUAUGGGGAAAGGAGAAGUAAAAAGACAUGGAACUUUUUCCUAUUUUUCUUGAAUCUAUAACAAUCACAGUUGUGGACGCUUUGUCAUCAAAUGAAUUCUGUAUUUUAUGAUUAAAACCUUUUAUAAUCUUUUUUUCACGCGGAGUUUUAAAAGAUAUUUCUUAAAAAAAAUCUAAUUCUUCAUGAUAAACAAAAAUGGCUUAGUUUCUGCAGGUCACAGUAAACACCAUGAAUGACUCCAUGAAGAAUAAUCUUCAUUCAUAUCUUUUCCAAUACUGCCUAACAAGCAUGAAGCAUUUUAGCUACAAUUGCUCAUUAUUACAAUACAUGACUAGGAUGCUUAAAUUACCUUGAUUGACUGCUGUAUGGCCAGAAAAACAAAAUUAAAAAUUAAAAUAAAUUCAUUUAGCGUUACUGCUGAACACUAGUUGCAGUGCUUAGCAGAGGAUUCUGCCAUUUAGAAUUUCAGAAACUUAAAUUUAUUUGCUUUAGGUUACUUAGUCUAAUGAAAUAUAACUUGUUUAGUUCAUCUUUUAUGCUAACAAACCCACUUGUUAACAACUAAAGCAUUCCU
Molecule: messenger RNA, 1860 nt
Organism: Hemiscyllium ocellatum (epaulette shark)
Lineage: Eukaryota; Metazoa; Chordata; Chondrichthyes; Orectolobiformes; Hemiscylliidae
Exons: 9
Coding region: 531-1142 (203 amino acids)
Biological process (GO): phospholipid biosynthetic process
Cellular component (GO): membrane
Molecular function (GO): phosphotransferase activity, for other substituted phosphate groups
Source: RefSeq, a predicted model, not a curated record